GGACAGUAAAGUUGCAGUUGUAGGCACAGCACACUGCUGUCUCCUCGGCUGGUAUAAUUUCCAGCCAGCGGGGGUGUGGUUUUGACAUCACUAUAGCACCAAACUGUAGUACAGCAUUAGCGAGGCUGGCGGUCUGUCUCAGACAUGCAGUCUCGGCGAGGGCAAUUUAAAAGCGCGUCACAAUAUUUUGUACUGUCAAACAACGUCUAAUCACCAGCUAUAGGAUAUUAAACAACGCUCGGACGUUCUCGCAGUAACCCACCUAAAGGUGCUCAGGAAACUCAAGGAUUUUUUUUAUAUAUCAACAUGGCAGUUUUAUGCUAACUGUCUGACCAAGGUGUGUUUGCUGUGAAUGCCUAUGAGAGUGGACAAAGAUGCUAGUCUUUGCCUGAACAUUUUCGUGAGAAGACAAAGUGACAGUUUUGCAGGCUAGCCAAGCAUCACGCCACAGUCUGGUGAUCACUGUCCUGAGUCAGGGGUGGCAUCCACCUUCCCCCACUAAGUCCCUCAGCGACCCUCUCGCCAUUCCAAGGUGCCACAGUCGCCGCCAGCGACUGUUAGCGUGACCACUGGAUUACACAGACCACAGAAAUCUCCAGCAAUCCCCCCUUUUGAGCUUUGACUGUUUGAGAGUGAGCUGUGUGGAGGACCAAGCCCAGGACGUCUGCAUAAACGUGGCCCGGUCCUCCUCCCCAGUUUAGCUCCGACAUACGGUGCUGUUUCACACCUCUAAACACGCAUGGGCAAAAAACUCAACAAAUGCUAACCCAUUCUCAGGACGCAACCCAGGGACUAAUAGACUGACUUACAAGGGUGAUCAUUUUUUUUUUCUGGGCUGUUUGUUUUCUGCUUGGUGAGAUAAGCAAGCAGAGUCAGGAACGUGUGCAGUACCAACACCAGUGUCAGUGCCCGUGUGUGUGUGUGUGCCAGACACAGAUCAUGGCAUCUGACAGCAUUCAGUACCGGGCACUCUUUGAGUACAAACGCCAACGCGGAGACGAUAUCUCGCUCCAGCCUGGGGACAUCCUCACUGUCAACAAGGUGUCCCUCCUCUCGCCCGACUUCCAGGAGAGGGAGGAGCGCAGCCCCAAAGGCUGGCUGCAUGGCACCAACGAGAGGACCAAGGAGAAGGGCGAUUUCCCCGGGACCUUUGUGGAGUAUGUGGGGGUGGUGCGUGUUAGCCCCCCUGGCACCAAAACCUGGACCAGGCCCGUCCCUCCAACUCCAGGAGGGGCCCAGACCCCCGUGAGCCCCCAGCCACCUGGGGCCUCAGCGUCAGCAGGAGCGGGGCAGCAGGAGGCCCCAGAGGUAUUGGCGCUGCCAGAGCAGGCUCCAGGGGCCGUGCUGAGGCUGACAGAGGCCCUGGAGAGGCCGGGCUAUGAGAGUGAACCUCUAUACAAAGCUCCUCCAGCUUCAACUGGACCCCCAGAACUUCGGCAGGCCCUGGACGAAGACCCAGCAGCAGUGGACGUGGACCAGUAUGAGCUUCCUGCGCUGGCUGAUAGCCUGAGGGGGUACCUCCAAGACCUGGUCUCUCCCAUCAUACCUGCAGUGGUGUAUAGCGAGCUCAUGUACACAGCCCAAGAGACCCAGAGCAUGGAGGAGUGCGGCCAGCAGCUGAAGAAAAUCCUGGAGUCCCCCAGCAUGCCCCAGGCCAACCACCAGCUCCUGGUGCACCUCACCCGGCACCUGAGCAGGGUGGGCCAAAGUGGGGCGCAGGGCCAGGCGAAUCCCAGGCUUCUGGCCCAGGCCUACAGCGAGGCCGUGUUCAAGCACUCCCACUGCAGUGCGGACGUUAACACCGAGCACCAUGUGAAGAUCCUGGAGGCUCUGAUCGUGGCUGGAGGCCUAACUGAGAUACAAGCCGCCCCUGCUCUUCCUCCCAAGCCGGCCAAGCCCAUGACGCCGGUGAGCAGUAACGGGGUGAAGGAGGGCGCCAGCCAAUCGCUACAGGAGGCCGAAUGGUACUGGGGAGACAUAUCGAGGGAAGAGGUGAAUGAUAAGCUGAGAGACAUGCCAGAUGGGACCUUCCUGGUGCGGGACGCCUCCACUAAAAUGCAGGGUGACUACACGCUAACACUGAGGAAAGGUGGGAACAACAAGCUGAUUAAGAUCUACCACCGCGAUGGGAAAUACGGCUUCUCGGACCCGCUGACCUUCAGCUCCGUGGUGGAGCUCAUCAGUCACUACAGACACGAGUCCCUGGCCCAGUACAACACCAAGCUAGACGUCAAGCUCAUGUACCCCAUCUCCAGAUUCCAGCAGGACCAGCUGGUGAAGGAGGACAACAUUGAUGCUGUGGGGAAGAAACUGCAGGAGUAUCACAAUCAGUAUCAGGAGAAGAGUAAAGAGUACGACCGGCUGUACGAGGAGUACACCAAAACCUCACAGGAGAUUCAGAUGAAGCGGACGGCCAUCGAGGCCUUUAACGAGACCAUCAAGAUCUUUGAGGAGCAGUGCCAUACGCAGGAGCGCUACAGCAAAGAGUACAUCGAGCGCUUCCGCCGUGAGGGCAACGACAAGGAGAUCGAGCGGAUCAUGAUGAACUACGAGAAGCUGAAGUCUCGGCUGGGAGAGAUCCACGACAGUAAGAUCCGGCUGGAGCAGGACCUGAAGACCCAGGCCAUGGAUAACCGCGAGACCGACAAGAAGAUGAACAGCCUGAAACCAGACCUCAUACAACUACGCAAGAUCAGGGACCAGUACCUUGUCUGGCUCAAUCACAAAGGUGUGCGUCAGAAACGAAUUAACGACUGGCUGGGGAUCAAGAAUGAGAACACAGACGAUGCCUACUUUGUGAGCGAGGAGGACGAGAACCUGCCCCACUACGACGAGAAGAGCUGGUUCGUUGGGGACCUGAACCGCACGCAGGCCGAGGAUCUGUUACUGGGGAAACCAGACGGAGCCUUCCUGAUCCGCGAGAGCAGCAAGAAGGGCUGCUACGCCUGCUCUGUCGUUGUGGACGGCGAGGUGAAGCAUUGUGUGAUCUACAGCACGCCGCGGGGCUACGGUUUCGCCGAGCCCUACAACCUGUACAGCAGCCUGAAGGAGCUGGUGCUGCACUACCACCAGACGUCUCUGGUCCAGCACAACGACUCGCUCAACGUGCGCCUCGCCUACCCUGUGUAUGCACAGAUGCCCUCCACGACAACACGCAGAUGAAGCCUCCCUCCUGCCCAAACUUACCCCCCCCCCCCCCCCUUCCCCCACCGGCCCGCACGCACCUACACCCAGAGCGGGGGUGCAGGGGGCCCCUCUAACCGCCCUAGGAGGGAGGCCGAGAGAAAGAAACUCAGAACACUUGCUGCGACACACACGUUAGCCACCUUGGAGUUAUAUAUUUUUACGAGAACAAUUUUUUUCGGAGGGCAUUCUUUAUAAAGACUGCUUGAUUUGCACAAGGAGAAAAGUUUAAAAAAAGUUUUAAAUGUUUGUGAAUGUGAAAAAAACAAAAGGACACAGAAGACCCGAGUUCAGGUUGUUACACCCCACACCCCACCCCACCCCACCCCUCACCCCACCCCCGCUGCUACCUAAACUCCAGCUGGGACUUUUUUUUUUGUCUUUCUUUUUUUCUUUGCUUUCUUAUAAAUCACUCCUUUUUCCGCGUGGUUUGUUUUCUCUACAUAUAUGCUUUCUGUCUUCUCCUCUGUCAUAUUCAUGCCUUUUGUUUUGAUUUGCUCUGCCUGCUCUCCAGUUUGCUAAGAUGGAAAGAGAGGAUAGCAUCAGCUCAGUCUUCUGUUUGUCGCUUGUCAUUUAUUUCCCUUCUCAUUCCUGCUCUCCUUUUGUUGUUGUUUUUUUAAAGAACAGAAUAAUGAAGCAAAACAAAUGUAGCAAAUGGAAGCCUGCCACAUUCCCCCAGACGACUCCCAGGUGGGGAGGGGAAA
This is a messenger RNA of Alosa alosa (allis shad), 3887 nucleotides long. It is a transcript of the gene pik3r3b, whose product is annotated as phosphoinositide-3-kinase, regulatory subunit 3b (gamma). The transcript has 16 exons. Gene Ontology annotation, biological process: phosphatidylinositol phosphate biosynthetic process; insulin receptor signaling pathway. The coding region runs from base 940 to 3162 and encodes 740 amino acids. Gene Ontology annotation, molecular function: 1-phosphatidylinositol-3-kinase regulator activity; protein binding. Gene Ontology annotation, cellular component: phosphatidylinositol 3-kinase complex. NCBI's taxonomy places the organism in Eukaryota, Metazoa, Chordata, Actinopteri, Clupeiformes, Clupeidae. The record is from RefSeq and is a predicted model, not a curated record.